Messenger RNA from Cryptomeria japonica (Japanese cedar), 537 nucleotides. RefSeq lists its product as uncharacterized. The coding region runs from base 1 to 537 and encodes 178 amino acids. NCBI's taxonomy places the organism in Eukaryota, Viridiplantae, Streptophyta, Pinopsida, Cupressales, Cupressaceae. The transcript has a single exon. Gene Ontology annotation, molecular function: nucleic acid binding; RNA-DNA hybrid ribonuclease activity. The record is from RefSeq and is a predicted model, not a curated record.
AUGCCCUCUCAUGGGGCUAUAUCAGAUGCUUUUUCUUUGCGUCUUAAGCGAAAGAUGGCUAAGUGGAGUCCUCCCCCUUUUCCUUCUUUCAAACUUCAGUUUGAUGGGGCCUCUAAGGGCAAUCCGGGGAAGUUUGGGAUUGGGGUAAUUAUCUUUGACCACUCUUCAAAAAUUAUCAAGGCAAUUGGUAAAUAUAUUGGCUAUGGCACUAACAACAUGGUUGAAUUUCAAGCUCUAUCAUUUGGACUUGAUUUGGCUCAUUCUCUAAAUAUCAAGGAUAUUGUUAUUGAAGGUGAUUCAAUGCUUGUCUGUCAGGCGGUUGCUGCCAAAAAGUGUUUCUCUUGGCAUUUGCAAUACCUUUUGGAGCACAUUCUUCUCCAACUUAAUGGCUUUUCCACUUUCUCGAUUUCACACAGCUUCAGAGAGAUUAAUGUGUUUGCUGAUUUUCUUGCAAAUAAUGUUGUUACUGAAGGUGCGGAUUGCAUAGAACUUGCACCCUCAGACUUUCCUAUCUCCUGCAUGAAAAUUCUAUCUUAA